AUGUCUCGGCUCAAGACCGAGCAUAAUGCCUCGGAGGAUUCUUCCAAGAAGACUGAGUCCAUGCUUGAGCGAACAACACUCCACCUAGAUGGCCUCAAGUCCACCCGCGCGGAGCUGGAGAAGAAGCACGGUGAGGCCGAGCAAACUGUGGUUGAGCUCCGCCGGCAACUCGAGAAUAAACUUGAGAGCCGUGAAAGCGCGGAAAUAGACGCUCUCCGCUGUGAGUGCAUGGAACUUGUGGUGCAGGUGGAGACGCUGCAGACGCAGGUCAAGGAGCUUGAGGAACGAGCGGAAGAGUUGGAAAGCGCGGCUGAGACUGCAACAGAAAAGAGGAAGCAGAAAGACGAAGAAUACCGGGGAGCACUGGACGAGUGGAAGAUAGCACUCGAGAAAGCUCAAGGAAAGGAAGAGAAACUUGAAGCGGAAGCAAAGGGACUAAGGUCGCAGCUGGAGGAUACGCAGAAAAAUAUUAAGGCCCUGAAGGCUCAUCUGAGCACGACGAAGACAGAAGCGAGGCAGGCUACGAUGAAGCAGUCGAAGCGCAUACUACCCGUCCGCGAGCUCUCGUCAACAUCUGAGAAGGAAGUGGAUGAAGUCGAAGAAGUGGUUGUGGCGCCUUCUCCUUCACCCCAGCCGAAACGCAAUGGCCGUUCCAAGCCGCGCAAAGCCCAGAAGGCUGAUUCCACAUCGCUGAAACUUGCCAGAAACCUUGACGUCGACAGCGAUGAGGAAGUCGAACCUCCAAAGAAGACCAAGAGGCAACCGAAACCUCAGAGCAAGAAUGGGAACGGAGACUCACGGACAGGCAAAAGUAAAGCCGAAAGGAAACCCAGAAAAGACAGGGACGAAGAAGAGGUUGAGGUUGAGGUUGAGGUUGAGGUUGAGAUCAUCGAGGACAAACGCAUAGCCGGCAGAAAGGGCAAGCGGAAGGCCGAGGUUCUGGAAGAGGGGGACGUGGAGGAACCCAAGCCAACCUGGAAGCGGAUUAAUAAAAGGAGUGGUGACGAGGACGAGGACGAGGAUAGCGGCACAAGGAACAAGGUAUGA
Sparassis crispa is the source of this 1047-nucleotide messenger RNA. RefSeq lists its product as hypothetical. The coding region runs from base 1 to 1047 and encodes 348 amino acids. The transcript has 3 exons. The record is from RefSeq and is a predicted model, not a curated record. Lineage: Eukaryota; Fungi; Basidiomycota; Agaricomycetes; Polyporales; Sparassidaceae.